AUGAAUAAUACUCAAAGGGAGCCGCUAAGAAGGCCAAAAUGCGACCCCUGGCAACUCACCAGUGUUACCGCAGGCCUAAGAAUUUUCCAAAUGUUUGGUUCGGCGGCGGUGUGUAUAUUUCUCGGAUGGGUUAACGCCCAAUUCACCGCCUCGUAUGCUGUUUCAGUUUAUUCGAUAGCCACUUUAAUUGCCGGGAUUUGCAUGAUUGCCACACAUACGGCCUCACUUCCGGCCACGACACCCGGGGUUAAUUGGAUUCUUUGGGAGCUUCUAUAUACCCUCUCAUUCGGCUUUAUGUCUUUCAUGCAAGUCGUAAUUCUUCUCUACUCAUCUCUUCGUUGGCAGCAUACCUCGUGGUGGCUAGCUACUAUUUUUGCCGUCCUCACUUGCGGCGCAUUCAUCAUCGAUUUCAAGCGAACAUCUGCGGUUUUCUCGCGUAACCCCCAGAUUCGCUACAGUACCGAAUUUUCAGAA
This is a messenger RNA of Mesorhabditis spiculigera, 474 nucleotides long. NCBI's taxonomy places the organism in Eukaryota, Metazoa, Nematoda, Chromadorea, Rhabditida, Rhabditidae. The record is from the annotation of a GenBank genome assembly.